Messenger RNA from Branchiostoma belcheri (Belcher's lancelet), 3458 nucleotides. Its product is annotated as ceramide synthase 1-like. The transcript has 7 exons. The coding region runs from base 39 to 1178 and encodes 379 amino acids. Gene Ontology annotation, molecular function: sphingosine N-acyltransferase activity. Gene Ontology annotation, biological process: ceramide biosynthetic process. Lineage: Eukaryota; Metazoa; Chordata; Leptocardii; Amphioxiformes; Branchiostomatidae. Gene Ontology annotation, cellular component: membrane. The record is from RefSeq and is a predicted model, not a curated record.
CGUAAUAGGCUGAUGACUUCAUCCCAGUAGGAAGCAAGAUGGCGGCGGUUGGAGAACACAGGGCCAUGCCGGCCUACCUGGACAUGGCUAGCUCCGUGUACACGGCCAUCACGGGGUAUCUAAGAGACUACGAAGGCGCAGCCACGCUACAGGACUCCAUCAAGGAUGUCUUCGAGUACGGGUUCGUCACCAAGGCGGAUCUGACGCUGCUUGUACUAUUCGCGGCGGCGUGGACUGUGGUUCGGUACGUCGCAACAAACUACGGGUUCAAGCCGUGGGGACGCUGGGCCAACCUCCCUAAGAAGGAACAGGAGAAGAUGCCUGAGAGUGCGUGGAAGGUUCUGUUCUACUCCCUGUCCUGGAUAUACACAUCUCACCUGCUGUUAGGGAAGGGGUACACCUUCUUCCAGGACCCAGCUUCUGUAUGGACAGGUUGGCACAAAGGGAUGUCCAUCCCCACCGACAUCUAUGCCCUGUACCUGGUGCAGUGUAGCUUCUAUCUGCACUCCAUCUAUGCAGUGCUCUACAUGGAUGCCUGGCGCAAGGAUUCAGUGGUCAUGCUCAUCCACCACAUUCUAACCCUGUCUCUCAUUGGCUUCUCAUACAUCUUCAGGUAUCACAACAUCGGCGUCCUGGUGAUCUGGCUACACGACAUCACCGACAUUUUCCUGGAAUGCACGAAGGUCAACGUCUACUUCAAAAACCGCGGCGGGAAAUAUCACGCCAUGAACGACCACCUGUCCAACUUUGGCUGCGGCAUGUUCGGCCUGACCUGGUUUGUUUUCCGACUGUACUGGUUCCCCCUGAAGGUGCUGUACUCCACGGGACACCUGAGUAGAAUCUAUGUGCCGUACCUGCCCUUCUACCUGUUCUUCAACGUCCUGCUGUGGAUUCUGCUGGUCAUGAAUGUCUACUGGUUCUCUUUCAUCAUGAUCUUCCUGUUCCGAGUGCUGACAGGACAGAUGUCUUCGGUGGACGACAUCAGAGAAGACGACAUCGAAACGAAACCCAAGAAAACGGGGGCGAAAGAAACACCCCUCAUGAACGGGAGCCCGAAGGUCAAGAAUGGACCAAACGGGCCUUUGGAGAAUGGGAAUGCAAAGCAGGAGAACCACGCCCACGACGAAUCAAAGAACAACGUCAUCAAAAGGCAACGACCAAAAGCAACCAUGGAGUAGCGACAAUUCGCAUUUCUCUCAGGCGACCUUCACAACCAAGGUCAACUUCUAUUCUUUCAAAAUUGUAUUAUUAUGUUGUAUCCUUAUCAAUUUGCCACUUAAUGUUGGGGUAGUGUGACCAAUCAGAUUGCUCCAAGGUCAUGUGGUUGGGUCAUGUGAUGUAUAUAGGUUGUGAUUGGUUAGAUAAUUUAGUAAUGAUGAGACCUGAGAAUUAUGGGUCAAUGUCACUGGCUACUAUUAUCUGAGGUCAUUCCAUAGCAUCAAGCACUUUGAAAACAAAGCGAAUGAUGUCGAAACUAUGGUAAAUGGGUAUUUAGGAGUGUAAAAUUACUAGAACAAUGCAAGAAAUGCCCAUCUGCUCAAUUCGAGACAACAUUUGGUACCUUUGCCAGUUGUUUCAUGCUAUGGAAUGGUCAUGUGAUCUGUAGGUCAUGUGACUGGUCAUGUGAUCAGUCAUGUGAUCAGGAAGUCAUGGCCUACAGAUUUCAGAAUUCACUCUUCUUUUUUUUCUAAGUUCCAUCUAUUAAGAGGACAUGAUUUGAUAUUGUAAUUUCACCUGAAGGGAGGCCUGCUAUGAAUGAUUAUGUCUGAAAAGAACUGUAUGUGUACUUAUGAUAUUUGUCAAGAAAGUAAAACUGGACAUUUCCAAAAUUCACCUAAAAUUCAGCAAGAACUUCAAACACAAAUUUACUGAAUAGCUGUUAUUAUUAUUAUUAUUAUCAAAAGAGAAGCUGAUUUUAUACUAGGAACUGAACAAAUUUUAUGAAGUCCACUAAAUAUCACACAGAACAAACUUUAAACUGAAAGAAGAAGUUUUUCUGGCUCUAGCGUUAGCAUUUCUGGGUUUCAAAGACUACUACUGUACCAGUAAUUAUGUUAAAGACCCUGUAAAAAAAACUUUUUUCCCUCUUUCCCUUCUUUAUCCUUUUCAAAUAAUUGUACAUAUGUAUGCCCCGGAAAUAGUUUACAGACGGAAACUUUCCAAAGUAAAGUGAUGAGCACAAUUGUGGGGACUCUGUCCCUUUUCUGUAGGAGUGCAAUACGACUUGUGCAAGUGCAACUCUCAUUGUACAAGUGCAAAGCGAAUUGUGCAGGUGCAAAUCAUUUAAACUUGGAUAAGGAUCAUUUGGCCCUUUCUGGCACAAGAAGGAUGCGUGAGUGUGUGUUAGAUGUUUGGGUUAUGAAAUAUGAUGUUGUAAAAAGGAUUUGAUGAAUAUGUGGCAUAACCUAUGAAUGUAUUCUGUCUAUCAAUGUCUCUGGGAAUAAUAUUAUGUAGGAUUUAUGUUAAAUCUGCCAGUAAAAGGGUACAUAACGUCAGGAAAGUCAGAAAACUUUCCCAGGGGUAUCUGAUGAUAAUACCUGUAAAUUCUCAGUCCCAUUGCUCACACUAGACUCCUUAUUUUGGCAGAGAACAAGAAUUAAACUUAACCAGAGAAGGUAGAAGGCGUAUCCCACAAUACAUUGCCGUUUCCUGUCUAUCCAACAUAUAUAUGGGAAAAUUGGGCAAAACUUAGAGGCAUCUUUGCUCGUUCCACAAACCCGGGCCAGCUGGGGGUUAAAGAUCACAGGGAACUCUGGGAUAUGCCUCCUGCCUCCUCUGAAAAACUUAACAUUCAGAAGAGGAAUGUCGAAAAAUGAUUUGGAACUUGGCUCAAGAAAGCUACAAAGGCGUAUGUUACCGAAACGGAGUAAAAAAAAAUUUAGAUUGUGAAAAGAACAAAAAAUUGAUGUUCAUACUGAAAUGAGGCGUCUUUUGUUGGCAAGGGAGACUGUCUGAAACUUGAAGGGGAAUGAAAUCUCAAAUCUGGGACUGAUUCCUUUCAACUCGAUGUAAAAUGUGAUGUGAAUUUCAUGGUACAAACGUAGGGUAGCUCCUUGGAGUGUUGUAUGAUUGUGUACUAGAGAAAAUGCAGAGCUCCGUGGAGUAAAGUGAAUUAGCUCCUGAUGUGGAAGAGUAGUGCAGUAGUUUCUCCAUUGAACUUGUAGGAGCUUUAGCAGAACUCCACAGACAAAAAAGCACCAAUGUAAUGUAUAGGAUUGACAACACGUAGAUCUGUGGAAUUAUAGAACUGCUUUUAAUUAAUUCCAUUGAAAUGCAUAGUUCCAUGAAGCAUAGACGUAUAUAGCCAUUCUCUGCAAACUCCUUUUAAAUGUAACAUGUGAAACAAUAUGGCAUAAUAUCAUUAUCUAAUCUAAUGUAGCUAAGUGUCACUGAAUGUACAAACUGAAAAUUCCAUUGUCUUAGGUGAGAAGUUCAUGUAUUAGUGUUCUAUUUAUGGA